AGUCCAUUCCCUUGCGGGCCUGGACGCCACGAAAAGUAGCAUCGCAUAUAUUAAACCAAACGCUAAAACGAAUAAAGAAAAGGCAGAUUCCAGAAACGCCUACCUCUCUCUUUUCUCGAAAACCCUAGCGUCCUUAACACAAUCUGGUUUGCUCUCGGCAUCCAUGGAUAUUGAGGCCGAGAUCCGUGCAUUGCAGCUUAACUCUGCAGAAGAUAAUAAUGGUGUGGUCAAUCCUGAAGUUACAAAACCAGAAGAAGUUGAAAUCUCAGAUAAGUUGGAGGAAGGUGUGAAGGAUGAGGUUGAUACAAAAUCUCAGGCGGUCCAGGCUGAGCCAAAAGACAAGGAAGUAGCUGCACAAGAGGAUGCAGAAGCAUCGGUUGAAAUGGAAACAGAAAAGAAGCGCCACUUGAAUGUUGUCUUUAUUGGUCAUGUUGAUUCUGGUAAGUCAACAAUUGGAGGCCAGAUACUCUUCCUCAGUGGUCAGGUUGAUGACCGUACUAUCCAGAAAUAUGAGAAGGAAGCAAAGGAUAAAAGUAGAGAAAGCUGGUAUAUGGCAUAUAUUAUGGACACUAAUGAGGAGGAGAGGGUUAAGGGUAUAACUGUUGAAGUUGGAAGAGCACGCUUUGAGACAGAGACAACUAGAUUUACUAUUUUGGAUGCACCAGGUCACAAGAGUUAUGUUCCAAAUAUGAUCAGUGGGGCAGCCCAAGCUGAUAUUGGUGUGCUUGUGAUUUCUGCCCGUAAAGGGGAAUUUGAAACUGGAUAUGAGAGGGGUGGGCAGACCCGUGAACAUGUCCUGCUGGCAAAGACCUUGGGUGUGGCGAAGCUACUUGUAGUGGUUAAUAAGAUGGAUGACAACACUGUCAACUGGUCUAAAGAAAGGUACGAUGAAAUUGAGUCAAAGAUGACACCUUUUCUGAGGUCUUCAGGCUACAAUGUGAAGAAAGAUGUACAGUUCCUACCAAUAUCUGGUCUUAUUGGUUAUAACAUGAAAACAAGAGUGGAUAAGAGUAUAUGUUCUUGGUGGAAUGGUCCCUGCCUAUUUGAAGCCCUCGAUUCUAUUGAAGUUCCUUUCAGAGAUCCAAAAGGUCCAUUUAGGAUGCCUAUAAUUGACAAAUUCAAAGACAUGGGAACUGUUGUUAUGGGAAAGGUAGAAUCUGGAAGUGUGUGUGAGGGUGAUUCCUUAUUAGUUAUGCCAAACAAGGCUCAAGUGAAAGUUCUAGCUGUAUAUUGCGAUGAAAAUAAGGUUAGGCGUGCAGGACCUGGUGAAAAUCUACGGGUUAGAUUAUCUGGGGUUGAAGAAGAUGACAUGUUGUCAGGUUUUGUCUUGACAAGUGUUGUAAAAUCGAUACCAGCUGUCACUGAAUUUACAGCCCAAUUGCAGAUUCUUGAGUUGCUUGAGAAUGCUAUUUUUACUGCUGGCUAUAAGGCUGUCUUGCACAUUCAUUCUGUUGUUGAGGAAUGCGAGAUAGUUGAGCUAUUACAGCAAAUUGAUCCAAAGACAAAGAAACCCAUGAAAAAAAAGGUUCUUUAUGUGAAGAAUGGUGCUGUUGUCAUGUGUCGUAUUCAGGUUAACAACUUGAUUUGCAUUGAGAAGUUCUCAGAUUUUCCACAACUUGGGAGGUUCACUCUUCGUACUGAAGGAAAAACUGUUGCAGUGGGAAAAGUCACUGAUCUUCCUUCAAGCAGUAGUACUUAAAAAAAAAAUUGUUCUUAGAGGCAGUUUGACAGGACACAAACAACUUGUGUACCAAAUCCUGUUGAGUUGAAAUAGGAUCACCGAGAACUCAUUAAGAAUUGUCGCAUUACACUGCUCUUGCUGUAAUAGUGUUAUGGUUAUUUUUGCCGCUCCUAUUGUGCUUUUACUGGCAUUUUAUGCUUUUGAUAUGAGAUGGGUGUAUAUUUUGAACUGAUUCGCAACCCAUUGUUCAUUUUAAAAAUACCAAAUUAUAGUUAAUGGUGUUCAUCAA
Durio zibethinus is the source of this 1970-nucleotide messenger RNA. RefSeq lists its product as uncharacterized. The record is from RefSeq and is a predicted model, not a curated record. Gene Ontology annotation, molecular function: GTP binding; GTPase activity. Lineage: Eukaryota; Viridiplantae; Streptophyta; Magnoliopsida; Malvales; Malvaceae.